CGGAGAGGGCUCCCCUCCAUUGUAUAUUGGCUAUAUGUUCUUCAAUCAAGUUCUCCGAAGGAGAUCCGAAGCUUUUGAUGUUUUCUCCCUCAACUUCUUCAUCUCGAGUCCUCCCUGUAGCAUUCUACAGUGGUGGCAGUGAGAAGAGCUUCAUGGAUCCAGCAAUCGGAGCUUUAGAUUGUGAGGCGGUGGACUGCUUGAUGAUGGCGGUCCCGGUCCUCCCUGAAGUUUCAGGUUUCAUCUCUGAGACGACAAUGUUUCCCCAAGGACGGCAACACAACUUCUCAGAGGAACGGUCCGUCGAAGUUCAGGUGAGGCAAGGCAAAAGAUCUUCGUUUUGGUCACGGCGAUGCAAUGUAUUUGGUGUUGCGAGUAGUUGGUCCCUGCUAGUUUUCCGGCGGCUCUGGUCGCUCGGAUCUCCGGGUAGGGACUCGACGGAUCUAGGCAUGGAUCUGUCGAGCGCGUAUACCAGUUUCUCUGACGGCACCGGAAGCUGCAGAUUUGGUAAACCCUAGUUUUAGCUCUGGUGUGGUUUAUGGGCUUGGUGGGCCGUUUUGCUCUUCUAGGACUAUGGGCAUCUCUCUUGUUGUUGGACAUGUUACCCUAUUUUGGUUUGGACCUUCUUUGUGUGUUUUAUUUCUGUUUUUAGUUUAUGUCUUUAAAUUAUGUUAUCAUCUACAAGGGCAAAGCCCAAUGUACAUAUUUGUUUCCACAUAUGAUCCUAAAUAUGUUAAGAAGAAAUGAAAACACUUUGA
Messenger RNA from Arabidopsis arenosa, 755 nucleotides. NCBI's taxonomy places the organism in Eukaryota, Viridiplantae, Streptophyta, Magnoliopsida, Brassicales, Brassicaceae. The record is from the annotation of a GenBank genome assembly.